UUAAGCCACAUCCCCAGCCCCUCUCAUUUGGUUUUGAAAUACUAUUCCUAUCUCAAUGGCAUCUUCCCUUUCAGGGUCCUUACCUGGAUGCUCUUUGUUUACUGAAUUUCUAAACACUGGAGCAUACCCAGGUUUAAUUGACCUUCUUUUCUGUCUUCAUGAAUUCCCUUGGUAAACUUUCCAGUCUUAUGCUUCCUAAUUUAUAUCUCUAGUCCUGAAAUAUGAACUUACACAUCUAACACUUAAAUAGCAUCUCAAAAUAUACCUGUGCAAACUGAACUCUUGAUUCCUCCAUUGCCUUAACUUGCUCUUUCUUCAGUCAUUUCCAUCUCAGUAAAUGGCAACUCCUUUGUUUCAGUUGCUCAACACAAAAAUCUUGGAGUCAUCCUUGACUCAAUCUGCUUUAUACUCUGAGUUAAGCCAUCAGCAAAUUCUGUCCCUCAAUCUUCAAUAGGUAGACUCUUAUCCAAUCUCACUACUCUACUGCUACAUGCUAAUAGGAGCCACCAUCAACUCUUGCUUUCAUUCCUGUAAUAGCCUCCUAUUUGACUCCUUGCUUCUAAGCUUUUCCCCACAGUCUGUUCCUGUUCUCCAUAUAGCACAAGGGGCCAUCCUUUCUAAAAAGGAAGUUAAAUAAGUUCAUUACCCAGCUAGAAGUUUUCCAGUCAUUCCUCAUCUCACUUGAAUCAAGCCAAAAUCUUUACAGUGGUCUACAAGGCCUCAGGUGAUUUAACCCUGUUCCUUCCUAGUACUCCAACUUUGUUGCCUACCAUUGUCUCCCUUAUGUAUUCCUCCCCCUUAGCCAUACUGACCUCUUUGCUGAUUAUUUGAAAAUAACAAGAAUGCUACUUUUUCAGGGUCUGUACACCUGUUUUUCUGUCUUCUGGAAUGCCCUUCCUUAGAUAUCUCUAUGCCUUUGUUCCUUCACUUCCUCAUCUGUCCCCUUAUAUAAAAUAGAAUCCCAUCACCAAUCUCCUUUAUCCUGCCUUAUUUUUCCCUCUGUAUCAUCUUUGACCACAGAUAACAUUGUGUGUGUGUGUGUGUGUGUGUGCGUGUGCACACAUGCACUGGAGAUUAAAUCCAGAGCCUCAAGCAUUCUAGACAAACACUAUGUCACUGAGCCAUAUUCCCCACCCAACCACAGAUAUAAAAGCUUGAAAUGAACCAGGUAUGGAGGUGCACGCCUGUAAUCCCUGUGGCUCAGGAGGUGGAGGCAGGAGGAUCACGAGUUAAAAGCCAGUCUCAGCAAUUUAGUGAGGCGCUAAGCAACUCAGUGAGACCCUGUCUCUAAUAAAAUGCAAAAAUAGGGCUAGGGAUGUGGCUCAGUGGUCUAGGGCCCCUGAGUUCAAUCCCCAGUACACCCUCCUCCCCCCAAAAAAGCUUGAAAUGGAAAAUCAGGAGAAAACCACCCUCCUGGAGUAAGCAUGGGGAGAGAUGUUGGAGGGAGAGGAGCCUUGUUUUGACCUUGGGAUAUGGGAAGGAAGAAGGGAAUCAGGGAGUUUUGUGGACAGAGGAGUCUACUUCCUUUGAAGCAACUGCCUGUUAGGCUGGAAAGGCACAGCCCAUCCAUCAGCCCCCUGUAGAAAAGGGAGCAAAAUUCUCUCUAGGGUAAUCCUGAAGAUUUGUUGGGGCCAACUGCCAAAUGUUGGGGGGCUUCCCCAGAGACCACCAGAAUCUGGCUCUGGAUACUUUGGUGCCUCCAGGUGGUAGCCUGUGGUGCUGCAGCAGAAUGUGUGUGAGGUGGAGGGUAGGCAGCACAGCUGAGCUCACCACCAAGCGAGCGCAUCCAUUCCUCCCGGGCCUAUAAUUUGGGUUCCCCUGGCCUGGCCGCCCCUAUCAGCGGCUUAGCAACAGAUGAGUCACCCAAGACCCCGGGCCAAGGCAAACAUGAGGGGAGGAGGAGGAGGAGGUUCCCGAGGCUGUGACUGGGUUUAGCCACCGCCUCAGUUACUUGAUUCCCCCAAUCUCCAGGGGCCCCCACUUUUUUCUUUGACCCCCGCCCUCCAGGGCCCCAGUGUUCUUCCCACAUUGUUCUGUUACGCCCUCCAUCCUCAUGAAUGGAAGAGCAGCCCUUUAUUCUUCUCAUUGAGAGGAAUGGGGACCAGCUUGCUCCCACUCCCUUGCUGCAGUGAUGACAGACCCCCAUUCGCCCCCUCCUGUCAUAGCCCCAACCCUAGUCAAGGUCUCUCUGGUUCCUGCCCCUCCCCUUUCCUGGAGCUGGCCGCGUGCUUCGGGUAUUAGGCAAUGGGUGUGCACCCGCAGCCCUCUCCAGGCCCCGCCUGUCCCACCGCUCUCUAGCUGCCUGCGGGUCAGUGCUCAGGCCAGCCGGUCGGGCUGAGGGCACUGUGGGCCAGCUCAGGCCACCCAGUCAGCCUGCUUGUGGCCUCCUAUCCCAGAGCUAGGCUUCAGUGAGGAGAGGGAGCAGGCAUAUGCAUCCUUGGAUUUGAAACAUCCACCUUGGACAGCCACCCAAUCACUGAGAUGUUGAAACUUAUGGCAAUAGUUCUGACCCCGGUCCCAUCUUGUCACCUGCCUGGAGUCUGAGGAUAGAAUCAAAGGCAAAAACAAAAACAAACUAAAACUGGACAAAAUCCAAAACUUGAGGGAGACCAGAGACUCAUGAAGAAAUACAAAUGUGUAUGAGGUCCCCAUGGAGAAAAGGGGCAUAGGAAACUUCAUUACCUCCUCUUCCAGGGACCUGGGUGGAAUCCCAGGCUGACAUGAGGAAAAAGGAUGAGGACACUGGUAGGAAUCACUGAAUCCAGGUGUAAGGAUGAAAGCUACAAGACAGGGCUUUCAGAUUCUGGUGACCUCAACAGUCACACGUGUUUGGGUCGCAUCCUAUAAAUAGGAAGGCUGUUCAGGAGUUCUUGGCCUUCUUCUUCCCACCCCAGAGAUGGGGAAUAAAAGAAAAGCAACCAUUUGUGGUCCAUGCUGUCCAAUGUCAGGAACUAUGGCACUUACUUCCCUAGACUGUUCAGUAUGUGCCCAGUAAACAUCCCAGUAGAUUUAAGUUCCUGAUUUCUCUCAGACUGCUAUGCCCCUUAGCCAGGAGUGCCCCCUUCAGCAUAAGGCAGGACCUGCCACAGCACAGACUCCAGGCUGGCUGCCCAGCAGAGCUGUUGCCACCACCAAGGAAGAGGUGAUUGUGGCUGUGGGUAUCAUCUCCGUCCUUCUGCUUACUUGGUUGGGGGGCUGGUCUCUGAGUCAAUGCGCUUGAGUGCACAGGGCCAGCAGUGCCUUAGGCUGUGGUCUGGCAGGGGCUGGGGGCGGUUGGGAAGCCUGGGGCCCCUCUCUGGCAAAAAUAGUCCGCAGUGGUUAGAGCUACUAGGGUGAGUCAGGCGGGAGUGCAUCGGCGACUAACCCCUUCGCUGCCGCUGGAGCUACCUAAGGCAUUUUGUCUUGCUUGUGCACCCCAAGACCAGAUUACUUCCCAGCUCUCCCUGAGCUAGGCUCAAUUUGGGAUUCUGAAGCACUCCUCAGCCCAUGUGAAGCAAGACUGUAUUCCUGGAGCAGGAAUACAGUCCUCCCAAGUGCAAAGCCAGGAAUCCACGAAUGAUAGGAGACCUCUUUGGGCAGUAUGCCUACGGAGGAAGACAAGCAUAGGCGCGAGAUACAGAUCUUUGGGGCUACCUGAACCUUUUGACUAGAGUCAAAUUCUCCCAGGCGGUUGGGGUAGGGUUGGGAGGUGGGCAGGAGCCAAGCCACUUGGUCUCAUUGGCUUUUUCUGCAGGUACUGAGUGCCCUGCUGUGUGCUCACCUUGUGGGUUCUAUAAGUGACUGUCAAACGCCUGAAGGAGAAGAUGAUCCAGAUCCCUCCUCCCCUUGUCAAAGAGCUGUCCACCCAUCCCACUGUCGGUGGGAGAAACUGAGGCAAAGAGCAAUGAAAGAUUUGGUCACUUGGGCUGGGUCCUGGCUCCCUAAUCUGGGCCAGGCAUCCUCCCUAUACGUCCUUAGUGACCCCAGAGCAGGUGAAAGAAACUCCGGCCACCUCCUCUUUCAGGAGGACCAAGCGUGAACCCAGGCGUCGGGGGAGAGGGUGUGUGUGCGCGCGCGCUGGGAAGAGGGGGAGCGGCUGCGUUCCCCUAGUCAAAGGGGGGUGGGGUGGGGAUGCCCCGGGCUCGGGGAGGGGCCAUAGCUUCGUCAGCCCUAGCAGAGCCACCCGUCAGUUCGGCUCGAGCAGAGCCAGAGCCCCCAGUGCUUUGCUCGCCCGCUCGUUCGCUAGCCCUUUCGAUCACUCCCUCUUUCCCUCCCUCCCUUCCUCCCGGCGGCGCUGGGGAAGCGGCGAAGAGGAGUGGCCCGGCUCUGGAAGAAUGCAGCUCUGCCGAAGGGGCAGAACCCGUCGCAGUCACCCCACGGUUUAAGCAGUCCGAGCGGAGCCCAGGCGACCCAACCGUGUGGGUCACGGACUCUGCACCCGAACCGCUGGAGGCGCUGAUCAUCUGCGCACCGGAGCCUCCGGGCUUCGACAUGCUGGAGGAGCCCCGGCAGCGGCCUCCGCCCUCGGGCUUCGCGGGUCUUCUAUUCCUGGCCUUGUGCAGUAGGGCUCUAAGCAAUGAGAUUCUGGGCCUGAAACUGCCGGGCGAGCCGUCGCUGACGGCCAACACCGUGUGCUUGACGCUGUCGGGUUUGAGCAAGCGGCAGCUAGGCCUGUGCCUGCGCAGCCCCGACGUGACGGCGUCCGCCCUUCAAGGUCUGCAUAUCGCUGUCCACGAGUGUCAGUACCAGCUGCGCGACCAGCGCUGGAACUGCUCGGCGCUCGAGGGCGGCGGCCGCCUGCCGCACCACAGCGCCAUCCUGAAGCGUGGUUUCCGUGAGAGUGCUUUCUCCUUCUCCAUGUUGGCGGCUGGAGUCAUGCAUGCUGUUGCCACUGCCUGCAGCCUGGGCAAGCUGGUGAGCUGUGGCUGUGGCUGGAAGGGCAGUGGUGAGCAGGAUCGGCUGAGGGCCAAACUGCUGCAGUUGCAGGCACUGUCCCGGGGCAAGAGUUUUCCCCACUCCCUGCCCAGCCCUGUCCCAGGCUCAAGCCCCAGUUCUGGCCCCCAGGACACAUGGGAAUGGGGUGGCUGUAACCAUGACAUGGACUUUGGAGAGAAGUUCUCUCGGGAUUUUUUGGAUUCCAGGGAAGGUCCUCGGGACAUCCAGGCACGGAUGAGAAUUCACAACAACAGGGUGGGACGCCAGGUGGUAACUGAAAACCUAAAGCGGAAAUGUAAGUGCCAUGGCACUUCAGGCAGCUGCCAGUUCAAGACAUGCUGGAGAGCGGUCCCAGAGUUCCGGGCUGUGGGGGCAGCAUUGAGGGAGCGAUUGGGUCGAGCCAUCUUCAUUGAUACCCACAACCGCAAUUCUGGAGCCUUCCAACCCCGCCUGCGUCCUCGACGCCUCUCAGGAGAGCUGGUCUACUUUGAAAAAUCUCCUGACUUCUGUGAGCGAGACCCCACAGUGGGCUCCCCAGGCACAAGGGGCCGAGCCUGCAACAAGACCAGCCAUCUGUUGGAUGGCUGUGGCAGUCUAUGCUGUGGCCGAGGGCACAAUGUGCUCCGGCAGACAAGAGUUGAGCGCUGCCAUUGCCGUUUCCACUGGUGCUGCUAUGUGCUGUGUGAGGAGUGCAAAGUCACAGAGUGGGUCAAUGUAUGUAAGUGAGGGUGAGCCUGACCCUGGCACUAGGUAAAGGUACUGUGUGAAAGGGCAGCUUUUCAGCCCUUUGCUCUGAUUUCUGUUUAGGGUCAAUCUUGACACCCUGGAAGUUCAAAGUAUCUAUCUGGAAAUGGCUUUGGGAGUGGUGAGGUUUAGGUGAGGUCUGUGAUGUGCGGCCUUUUCCCCAUAGUUGCAGGGUGGUUGGGGAAACUGUUACCCCUAUUUUGCUCCUUAAACAUCUGAAUGGACUAAGAUGAAAUGCACUGUCAUGCUCCCCUCUUCUCAAAUCCAGGGCCCCUUCUCAACUCCAGGCUUCUGUUGUUCAUACUCCUUUUGGUGUGGGGGGGGAUAUUCCUUAAGGUUUGGCUGUCCUCUCCCUUAAGGGAUAGUCCAAGCAUUGUGUGGAGCCAUUAAGACCAGUUUCUAGAAAGGAACCACCACUCAUGUUAGCUUUCCCAUAAUUCUCUACCACAGCCUAGACUUUCUCUUGUGGGGUCAAGGGAGACAGUAGGAGUAGAGAAGUUUUUCUUGGGGAAGGAACAGAGUACUAGAGAGUACUCUCCCACAAAUCUCACAAAAACUAUCCAUGUAGACCCUUAGGGAAGUUGUUUCCUUCCAUUCAGAUGUUAAAGGGGACCUGCCAAAGGAAGGGUUUACCUAAGAUUCUUGGAGCCUGUUUUUUCUUCUUUAGCAGGAGGAAUGGGAAUGGAUAAUUUAUUGUACUGAGACUUGUUCUUGGUUCCAGUUUGAAACUAAAAUAAAUUAAGUUACUGAA
Messenger RNA from Marmota monax (woodchuck), 6409 nucleotides. It is a transcript of the gene Wnt10b, whose product is annotated as Wnt family member 10B. Gene Ontology annotation, cellular component: extracellular region. Gene Ontology annotation, biological process: canonical Wnt signaling pathway; neuron differentiation; multicellular organism development. The transcript has 5 exons. Bases 4111 to 5640 code for a protein of 509 amino acids. The record is from RefSeq and is a predicted model, not a curated record. Gene Ontology annotation, molecular function: cytokine activity; frizzled binding. Lineage: Eukaryota; Metazoa; Chordata; Mammalia; Rodentia; Sciuridae.